Molecule: messenger RNA, 2613 nt
Organism: Harpegnathos saltator (Jerdon's jumping ant)
Lineage: Eukaryota; Metazoa; Arthropoda; Insecta; Hymenoptera; Formicidae
Product: laccase
Exons: 11
Coding region: 31-2358 (775 amino acids)
Biological process (GO): iron ion transport
Cellular component (GO): plasma membrane
Molecular function (GO): oxidoreductase activity; copper ion binding
Source: RefSeq, a predicted model, not a curated record
AUCGCGCAGGGCCAGUUGUUUUAUAUCGCGAUGCAGCUCGCUACGCGAGUAUUAUUGCUGUAUCUGUUUGCUUUCUGUGAUGGGUCGAGACGGAAUUUUUUGUCAGGGCUGGUCGAGGAUGCGAUAGAGCACCCUCCUUUUGACAUGAAAGAAUGGCUGUCACCUGAGAGAAUACCAUUUGAGAGGUCACCCAGAAGAAUGUCAGAUGAUCCUUACACCAACGUCGGAAACAUGCCUGAAUACAAACAAAGACUAGACAAUUAUGAGGACGCGCCGAUUGUUCCGUAUCACAGCAAGUCGGAGACGAAUCACAAGACGACUACGCCCAUCACGCCGAUGAACGAUCCGGAGGGCAAUCCGCACAAGAUCAAGUAUCGGCAUCGCAAGCACAGCCAAAAGUCCGUCGUCGCCGGUCUGGACAAUCUGAGACCCAUCGAUGAGAGGAGCUGCCUGGAUCCUCUGCUCCUCACGAACACCACGAUGUCGAGCCCCGUCCAAUGCGCUCGCACGUGUCGCAAGGGUGACCGUAAGAUCUGCUAUUACCACUUCGUCGUGGAGUAUUAUCAGAUCAACGGAAUGGCCUGCAGACUGUGCAUCCCCAACGCGACGAACAGCUUCUGCAGCAGUUGCCAGUGCGUGCCCGCCGACGGUGUCGAGCGCUCCGCGACGGUCGUAAACAGGCAAAUACCGGGGCCGUCCAUCGAGGUGUGCGAAGGCGAUCACGUAGUGAUCGAUGUCGAGAAUCGCAUGAGCGGCAGCAGCUUGUCGAUCCAUUGGCACGGAUUGUUCCAAAAUAAAUUUCAAUAUUACGACGGCGUCCCGUUCCUGACGCAGUGCCCCAUCAGCGGUGGCAACGUAUUCAGGUAUCAGUGGGGCGCGAACAAUCCGGGGACGCAUUUCUGGCACGCACACAGCGGCCUGCAGAAGAUGGACGGGGUCUUCGGUAGUGUUAUCGUGCGUCAACCGCCUGAGGACGACCUUCACGGUCGUCUGUACGAUUACGACCUCUCCACUCACGUGCUGUCGAUCAACGACUGGAUGCAUCAACCAGCGAUACAAUACUUCCCCGGCAGACGUCUCUCUGAUGUCGGCCAAUUGCCGAAUACGAUACUCAUCAAUGGCAAAGGGCGGUACACGGAUCCAAAGACCGGGAUGACGACGAACACCACGCUCGAGGUGAUCGACGUGGAGCCCGAUAAGAGAUAUCGCAUGCGCUUGAUCAACGCUUUUUGCACGGUUUGCCCAGGCAUGUUCACCAUACAGGAUCACAAGAUCACCAUUAUUGCCACGGACGGUACGGAUAUCGAGCCGAAAACGGUGGAUUCCGUCACGUCGUUCGCAGGCGAACGUUACGAUUUCAUUUUGCACACCAACAAGUCCGUCGGCUCUUAUUGGGUACAAGUUCGCGGCAUGGGCGGAUGCGCGCUGGAAGAAAUACAACAAGUGGCCAUCUUGCGCUACAAGGGUGCACCGGAGAAGCCGCAGUUGCAGUCUCCUAGUUACAACGCCGGUCUCCCUCAGGGUCUCGUGCUGAACGCGUUGAAUGCAACUUGCGAAGUACCGCAGGACGAUACAAUCUGCGUGAGCAAUUUAGACAGCAAAGAGAAGAUAGACAAGAGGAUUCUCGAGAAGGAGCCUGACCUAAAAUUCUAUUUACCCGUCGGUUUCGAGCAAUAUACGCUUCAGGAAGUCUUCGAACCUAAUCAUUAUCGUAGAUUUAUGGUCGCGUCGGGUAGAGCUACCAUAAACGCCCUAAUCGACGGCAUAUCGUUCGAGUUCCCGCCCUCGCCGCCCCUUUCUCAAUCUUCGGACAUUCCUCAUAAUCAGUAUUGCAACAGAAAUACCAUAUCGGACAGGUGCCCAGACGGCAUGUGCACCUGCACGCACAGACUGGACAUCCCGUUGAACGCGUUGACGGAGAUAGUGCUGGUAGACGAACUACAAGCGACCAAUUUGUCCCACCCGUUCCACAUGCACGGGCACAAUUUCCACGUAAUGGGCAUGGGACGCGCGCAGAAUGAGACCAGCAUUAACUGGAAAAUCGUGCGGGAAAUGGACGAGAAAAAUUUGGUCAACAGGUGCUUUGACAAGCCAGUGAGGAAAGAUACCGUCGUGAUUCCGUACAACGGCUACGUCGUGUUGCGCUUCAUCGCGAACAACCCUGGCUACUGGCUGUUCCACUGUCACUUCAUUUACCAUCAGAUGGUUGGCAUGGAGGUCCUCUUAAAAGUCGGCGAGCGAAAGGACAUUCCGCCAGUGCCGAAGAACUUUCCCAAAUGCGGCCAGUAUUUUCCGAAUGCUGGAUACAACGCGUAUCCGCCGUUUAUGGAGAAGAAAUAUUAUCCGCGAUACUCGUAAAUCGCGUUAGCGUACAAAAGCACUCUAAUUUAUAAUUUCACAGACAUUUGUGUUUUUAUCGAUCCACGAUCUGUAGUAAGACACCCUGGUGGAGAUGUCUGGGUAAUUGGAACUGCAACGUGCAUGUGACACGAGACCGACUAGAACACCGUCCGCAACAACGGGAUCACCGAAAUCACCCUGUCCGAAUAAUUUAUUUAACAUGUUAAGGUCCGCCAAAGUUCUCAUUACGACAUUAAACAGAUUAAAAUGUUA